Molecule: messenger RNA, 2010 nt
Organism: Ixodes scapularis (black-legged tick)
Lineage: Eukaryota; Metazoa; Arthropoda; Arachnida; Ixodida; Ixodidae
Product: arylsulfatase B
Exons: 10
Coding region: 36-1883 (615 amino acids)
Source: RefSeq, a predicted model, not a curated record
GCUCAGCUGGAACGCCAACAAUAAGUCAAACGGAUAUGCCAAGAGCUGUCUCCCACAGAUCAACUGCUGCCUCGAACAUUGGACCGACGACACCCAAGCGACAAGAUCCUGCCGACAGCGAUUCCACCUGGUCGUCGAGGCUUCGACGCCGACCUUUUGAGAGGUCUCAGGUCGCUGUGCCUUCCAACAAGGAGCAGGAUGCAAAUAAGAUGAUUUGCUCGCCUCUGGCGUUCAUCUCCGCUGCCCUACUUCUUAUUUCCGGAGCCAUGGCCACGGCUUUUCUACUAUUGGCCAAGGCCGAGCCGCAGCCACACAUUGUGUUCAUUCUGGCAGAUGAUCUGGGCUGGAACGACGUCAGCUUCAACGGCUGCCCCCAGAUUCGAACACCCAACAUCGACGCCCUGGCCUGGAACGGUGUCCGGUUGAGUCGGUACUACACCCAGCCCCUUUGCACGCCUUCGCGGGCCACGCUUAUGACCGGACAGUAUCCCAUCCAUACCGGCACGCAGCACAGCGUGAUUUUCAACGAGGAGCCCAGAGGUCUGUCUCUGCGCUUCAAACUCCUGCCGCAGUGGCUUGCUGAGCGCGGAUACAGAACGCACAUGGUCGGAAAGUGGCAUCUGGGCUUCCACAAGACUGAAUACACACCGACAAAGCGUGGAUUUCACCACCACUUCGGUUGUUGGGGCGCCUACGUCGACUAUUUCACUCACCAGAAAACGUAUAAUGGGCCAGAGAGAAAUGCAGGUCUGGAUUUCCGGCGAAACCUUUCCAUAUCACCGAAUGAGUCUGGAACGUACGUCACCCAGCUCCUGACAAGAGAGGCGAACGCCAUAAUCGAAAACCACCCCGUCGACAAGCCCUUAUUCUUAUACUUGGCCCACCAAGCACCGCACUCAGCUGAUCGGAAAGAACGCCUGCAAGUUCCCAAGGAAUACAUCGAGCAGUACCGCGACAUUGGAGACUGGAACAGAACACUUUACGCUGGCAUGGUGUCGGCACUCGACGAAUCCGUGGGCGCCGUGUUCCAGGCUCUGAAUCGUCGGAACAUGCUGAGCAAUACGGUCUUCGUGUUCACUUCGGACAACGGCGGGGACACCGAGAGCGAGAACGCCAACUUCGCCUCCUCGUGGCCCCUGAAGGGCCAGAAGUACACGCCCUGGGAGGGCGGAGUCCACGCCCCCGCCGUCAUCUGGAGCCCGCGUUUUUCUCGCCUACUGGGAUCCGUCUAUAGCAACCUGUUCCACAUCUCCGACUGGCUACCGACGCUGUACCAACUGGCCGGCGGCCUUCCCACUGAGAUGGCCGGAGACAUCGACGGCUUUAGCCACCUCGAUUCACUCACCCGUGGAACCAAACACCCAAGGCACGAACUCCUCAUCAACAUCGACCCCGUGGACAAUUACUCUGGGAUAAUUGAAGGCGAUUUCAAGCUGGUCAAAGGUACUGCAUUCGGUGGUGGUUCCGACAAGUGGUAUCCUAUCCCCGGGAAUGUUCCGUGGGAUUCGGACAAGCCUCUAAAGCAGUGCGAGAGCUCCGUGGUCGUCCGGGUCUUGAGGGACUUUGGUCUGAGUCCCGUGUGCGGUGCGGGCGGCGCGCGGUACGCGGACUCCGUUGAAUGCGGCGAGAGGGACCCCAGCAAGGCGUGUGCGUCGGAAAAGUCACCUUGCCUCUUCGAUCUGUCGAAGGACCCCUGCGAGUACAACGAUGUCGCUGGCCAAAAUCCAGAGGUUGUGGAACAACUCCUAGAGAAAUUGGCUCGCUAUGAGGCCACAGCUGUGAAACCAGAGAAUCUUCCCGGUGACCCACGAUCGAAUCCAAGCUUGCACAAUAACGUCUGGGUGUCAUGGGAUGACGUUUCCGUGCCAGAUUCGAAGAGAUGAUAUGCUUUUUUUUUUUUAUUAGUUACCGCUUGGCCAUAACCAAGUCCAACCAUGAUGUGUUCACCGAGCACCUAGGACGUUGCAAAAACUAGGGGGCUUAACCGCUUCGAGAACAAGCAAUACGUCC